UUAGGUCAUGUGGUGUGGCUCGGCUAGACUGUCUUUAAACAGUGUAGUUAAACUCAAGCAUAUUUCAUCAGAAAAUCUCAGCUUGAUCGCCAACGUGAAGACUCUUUUUCCAGCAUGCAGAACGUGAUAAACUCGGUGAAAGGCACUGCUCUGGGGGUCGCGGAGUUUUUGACGCCAGUUUUGAAGGAAUCUAAAUUUAAAGAAACUGGGGUUAUAACUCCAGAGGAGUUUGUUGCAGCAGGAGAUCAUCUGGUUCAUCACUGUCCCACAUGGAAAUGGGCAUCUGGAGAAGAAGCAAAGGUGAAGCCCUAUCUGCCCAAUGACAAACAGUUCCUAUUAACUCGAAACGUUCCAUGUUAUAAGCGCUGUAAACAGAUGGAGUACUCAGAUGAGCUGGAGGCCAUCAUAGAAGAGGACGAUGGAGAUGGCGGAUGGGUGGACACCUUUCAUAACUCGGGUGUUACAGGGGUGACUGAAGCUGUUCGGGAAAUCUCAUUGGAUAAUAAGGAUAAUAUGAAUAUGAAUGUGAAGACGGGUGCCUGUGGAAAUAGUGGAGAUGACGAUGAUGAUGAAGAAGGAGAGGCGGCAGACAUGGAAGAAUAUGAAGAAAGUGGACUUUUGGAAACAGAUGAUGCCACUCUUGACACAAGUAAAAUGGCUGAUUUAAGUAAAACUAAGGCCGAAGCUGGAGGGGAAGAUGCCAUUCUACAGACAAGAACUUAUGACCUGUAUAUCACAUAUGACAAAUAUUACCAGACCCCAAGACUAUGGCUGUUUGGAUAUGAUGAGGACAGACAGCCUCUAACUGUGGAUCAGAUGUAUGAAGACAUCAGCCAGGAUCAUGUUAAAAAAACCGUCACCAUUGAGAAUCACCCUAAUCUCCCUCCACCUGCUAUGUGCUCCGUACAUCCAUGCAGACACGCUGAGGUGAUGAAAAAGAUUAUCGAGACUGUGGCGGAAGGAGGAGGUGAACUCGGGGUCCAUAUGUAUCUUCUGAUUUUCCUGAAAUUUGUGCAAGCUGUCAUUCCAACAAUAGAGUACGAUUACACAAGGCAUUUCACCAUGUAGAUCCCACAGCUACGACAACAUGGAUUGUUUCUGCGCUAAAGAAGCGGCGACAAUACGAACCUCGAAAGACUCUCUGUCCUGAAAAAUGCUGGCAAUGGUGUAUGAAACAUCUGGGAGAGGAUCUGACGGUCAAAUCACACACUCACACACACACACAUUUAAAUCCAGUUUCCUAACUAUUCUUCAGCUUAACCUCUGUACUAUCACUUGCUCUUAAUGCUGUCCUGAAAUGAAAAGUGUUUUAUUUUAUAUUUGCGUUACAAAAAUAUAUAAAAAUAUAAGCCAUGGCAAAUAAUAAAUGGCUGUUCAAAUAUGUUGGUGUUAUUUGUAUGUUCAUGAUCAUUUUGUGUGUGCGAGGUGAGCUUGUUCGAUAUGCCAGCUUGUCUUAACGCGUUGUACUUUGAAUGUAGGAAUCUCUGUCUUGGUUUCUGAUUAUUGUUGUGGUAAAGAUGUAUUCACAAAUCCAGCGGACUACAUCUAUUGUAUUUGUGGAUUUUAACGUAUUGUACACAAUGUCAGGAGAAGCUGGAGCUAAAUUGGUGCUUUGUUCUAUGUUGGUCCACAGAUAAACACAAAAACAGUUACUAAA
Molecule: messenger RNA, 1657 nt
Organism: Danio rerio (zebrafish)
Lineage: Eukaryota; Metazoa; Chordata; Actinopteri; Cypriniformes; Danionidae
Gene: atg3
Product: autophagy related 3
Cellular component (GO): cytoplasm
Molecular function (GO): ubiquitin-like protein transferase activity
Source: RefSeq, marked provisional